Molecule: messenger RNA, 6953 nt
Organism: Eupeodes corollae
Lineage: Eukaryota; Metazoa; Arthropoda; Insecta; Diptera; Syrphidae
Product: cadherin-23
Exons: 20
Coding region: 963-6761 (1932 amino acids)
Biological process (GO): homophilic cell-cell adhesion
Cellular component (GO): plasma membrane
Molecular function (GO): calcium ion binding; cell adhesion molecule binding
Source: RefSeq, a predicted model, not a curated record
UACGCCUCGCGGACAAAGUACCAAGUGUUGUUGGUUAUUUAAGUAAAAUAUAGUAUAAGGGAAAAAAGAGUGAACAUAUCAGUGAAACCCAAAACCCACUUGUAUAACUGCAAUUGAAUUAUAGCUAUGGGUACAUAUUGUCAAAGUUAAUAUAUCUAAACGGGGAAUGCUCGACCACCCUAUUUCCGCUUGAACUUAAAAAUUUGUUGUAUUUUGUUCACAGGAUAAUUUUUGUCUUAGUUCGUGUCGUCGUGCAUUGCGUCGGUACAUAUUUUAUUGUUUUCAAAUUUGUUUAAAGUAUAAAGUGCAUAUUAAAAACGUUAAGUCGUGUCGUCACGCUUUACGCAUAUCAGAGAAGAUAGUGUACAUUCUGUCGCAUGAUAAACGUGGAAUUAAUUGUUACGUGUUGGUUGCUCUGAGUUUACUUAGUAGACCCUUCGGAAUGUUUUUUUUGUUUGCUGGUUCAAGUUAUGUGUUCAUAAGUGUAAAUAAAAGUUGCUUUUAACCCUUAAAAUAAAUUUUCAUUCAACAAUUCUGAUCAAGGUGGGAGCCUUAGUAAUGGUUCUUUUAAAGUUUAGUUAAAAUAAAUUAUUGGAAACCUUUCAAAGUUCCAUCAAAAAAGAAAACAAAUAAAACGACUUUAGAAAUAGAAAUAGAGAUCUUGAGUGUGGGCUAAUUUUUGGAUAUUCAAAAAAUUAAGAACUAAAUGCAUUACAAUGGUCCUAAUAAACGAACUGAAAUUCCAGCAAAUUGCUAAAAAUACAUUACACCUGCAUUUAACGGUGUCAUUCUGAUUCAAAUUUAACUCUGACCCACUAAUUUUUGCAUACCUAUCAGCAAACCUCAAUGAGCCUCAAUCGGAUUUCACGGCUCGAUUAAUUCGAGCGUCAUCAUAAGGUCACAAAUGUAAAUCCAAAAACUUUUAAAUUGCACAAUCUGCACUUCCAAAUCAUACAACCAAAAUGUACAACGAAAGCAUAUCUAUGAUAGAACCACGGUUUAGCAGCCGAAGAAACAAAUUCAAUAAAAAAGUGCGUUUAAAACAAUUUUGGUCAACUUAUUAUUCAAUAACUGUUGCAACGAUUUUUUCCUGCCUCUUAAAUGGUGUUGCAUGUAAUAGACCACCACGUUUCGUCAUCGAUGGUCAAUCGGAGAUAGUUUUACGAUUGAAGGAAAGCCCGGAAACAGCUGUAGGUACCCUAAUUUAUCGUCUAAAGGGCUUCGACCCUGAUAACGACCCCUUAACGUUCUCUUCACGACCCUCACCUGAUAGUGAUGUAAUAAGAAUCGAGAACACCGGCACAAAUGAAGCUUAUGUCUAUUUGGCCAAAGAGUUGGACAGAGAGACACAAGAUGAAUAUUCAAUUGUGCUGACAUUGACAGACAACCACCACUUUGGUGAAUACAAUUAUGUGACUCAGAGUUUCCUGUUGCUGGUCGAAGAUAUUAACGACAAUGAACCCAUAUUCAAGCCCUAUCAGUCGGCAAUAGAAGUUCCAGAAAACAGUAGGCCGGGCAUUGUUACAACAUUAGAAGCGACUGAUGAGGACGAGGGUGCUUACGGUCAAGUUGUGUACUACCUGCAGGAGUUGGAUGGUGACAAUGAUAUUUUUUCGAUAUCAACAUAUCAGGGCAAAGGUAUUCUCAGGCUUUCUGGUAAGCUUGACUAUGAGACGAAAAGCUUAUACCAGCUAAGGGUAUUAGCAAUCGAUCGUGCUAAUCAGGGACCAGUGAAUACCGGAACUGCUGCAAUUCUAGUCAAAAUAAAGGACAUCGAAGACCAGCCUCCAGAGUUUAUACAGGUGCAGGCUGUAGCCCGAAUUCCUGAAGACGCUCCAGUAGGCACUCGAGUUCUGCGUGUCAAAGCCAUCGAUGGAGAUCGUGGCAUAAAUAAUCAAAUCAAGUACACAGUUGAAAACAAUGAGCAGUUCGGAAUUGAAAGUAAUACGGGAUACGUUUACACAGCUCGAGCUUUGGACAGGGAAGACACAAGCGAUCAAGUCAAUGGAGCCUACAUACUCAAAAUUACAGCUACAGAGAUAUCAGAACAACAACCACCCCCGUCAGUUAAAACGGAAGUUACAAUUAUUGUCACGGAUGUUGAUGACGAAAUACCAACAUUUAGCGAACCUAUUUACCGGUGUGAGAUCAACGAGAACUCCCAAGUAAAUACUCCAUUGACUUUUAUUGACGAUGUGCGGAAUUUCGUGUUCGACCAUGACGUCGGCAAUAAUGGCACUUUUCGAUUGUUCAUGGAUCCGCCGAAUGAUAUAUUUGAGAUUGUACCUGAGCUGGCGGUUAAUGAAGCGACAUUUUUGAUUCGAGUUAAAGAUCCGAAAAUGGUUGACUAUGAAAGAAAUAGGGAGAUGAAUUUUACAUUGUUUGCAAGGGAAAUGGAGGAUCCGGAUAAAUGGAGCUCAGCACAUCUCCAAAUAUACAUUCGAGACCAAAACGACAACUUUCCAGAGUUUACAAAAUCCAUUUACAACGUCACAAUUCUUGAGAAUAGUGAAUUAGGAACUAUUGUAGCCCAAAUUUCUGCUCAUGACAAAGAUUCCGGAGAUUUCGGAACAAUGGGUAUAAGAUACAAAAAUCUUCGAGGAGGCAUUGCAAACCUUUUAAAUCUUGAUCCAAUAUCGGGAAUUCUAUCUAUUCGAGUUCCUGGUGGGGAAGCUUUUGACCGUGAAGUGAUAUCGCGGCACUAUUUAACCGUCGAGGCUCAAGAUAAUAUUGGAUCUGGAAAUCGCAAUACUGCCCAAAUCAUCAUCAAUAUAGAAGAUGUGAAUGAUAAUUCACCGCUAUUUCUUCAAAGAUAUUACGAAGCCAAUCUUCUCGAAAACAAGAUAGAAUUUGAAACCCCCCUAGUGCUGGAAGCACGAGAUAUUGACCUCAAUGGAACAGAAAACAGUCAAAUAACCUAUGAAAUAAUUGAAGGAAUGUUUCAGAGAAAUUUUACAAUCGACAAAGCGUCCGGCAUUCUAAGACCAAAUCAACCUUUUGAUUUUGAAAGCCUACCAGCUGUUGGAAAUUCAAAUGUUCGAAACAUUGAAUUACUUGUGCGAGCCCGAGACUCGGGAAUACCCAUGUUAUCUACUGUUGUUCCAGUUGUUGUGUAUAUUCAAGAUGUCAAUGAUAAUCCUCCGAUCUUUCAAAAGUCUUUUUAUGCCAAAUCCAUUCCUGAGGACCUUCCAAGUGGAAGUUUGGUUCUUGAAGUAAAAGCUCAGGAUCUAGACGGUUCUUCGCCUAAUAAUAAUGUAGUCUACAGAAUCCAGACUGGAGCUGAGGAUAAGUUUAUUGUGAAUGCAGAUACAGGAACUAUAUAUGUUGCGAAUGGCGCUUCCUUAGAUCCGGAUUUGACAAAUUCAAAGAAAAUUGUUUAUACUUUGACUGUUUUGGCCUUAGAUGGUGGUCUUGGCUCAUCGCAGAUGAUGAAUACAGCUACAGUAAAUAUCACAAUUAAAGACGUCAACAAUAAGUUACCGGUGUUGAGUGAUCUACCAACCUUAAGGAUCAUGGAAAACACGCCUGUCGGCUCCGAAAUAUAUCGUGUAUUUGCAAGUGAUUUAGAUGAAGCUCCGAUUUUAAGAUAUCAAAUUAACAGGGUCAACUCUGAAGCUCGAAAUGAAGAUGGUGCUUUCGUUAAAUUGAGUGAAUAUGAUUAUAUAAGCUCAUUUGAGUUGAAUUCUAUUGAUGGAACUCUAAAAAUGGCUAAGCUUAUUGAUCGUGAAAAGGUGGAAUCCAUCAAGUUGUCCAUCAUUGUAGAAGAUUUAGGUGCUGCAAAGGGACCACAAAUGGUUGAAGCAUAUCUUCAUAUUCAAAUUGAGGACGAAAAUGACAACAAUCCUAAGUUUAAGCAGCCCUUUUACAAGAAAACAAUCACCGAAAACAGUAUGAAUGGUGUUCUUAUUGCGAAUAUUGUAGCCUACGAUGUGGAUAAGAACAAAACCGUUACUUACUCAAUGGAAGGCAAUCCUGCUUACACUAGCUUGGUACAUUUAGAUACUCAAACUGGUGAAAUUGUUGUUUCCAGUAAAAUCGACCACGAGUUAUAUCAAUGGCUCAACUUCACAGUUCGAGCUACAGACUCCGGUAUUCCAUCCAGAUCUUCCCUAAUCGAUGUUUUUGUAAAUGUUUUAGACGAAAAUGACAAUAAUCCCUAUUUCAAACCUGGCAAUAAAAACUUCUCCAUUAGCGAAAAUGCUUCCAUUGGUACUAGAAUAGGUAUUAUUCAAGCAACUGAUGCAGAUUCUGGAGAUUUUGGCAAAGUUACAUUUCUAAUGGAUAGGAUAAGUUCGCAGGGUAAAUUUUCAAUUGAUGCUGAUACUGGAGUUUUGACAGUGGUCGAUAAACUUGAUCGUGAAACAAAGGACUUUUAUAUGCUUGUCAUUGAGGCUUGGGAUAACUAUCAGUUUGGAUUCCUUGCCGGAGAAAGUCGCAAUGCCUUCAAACAAAUUACUAUAAAUGUCUUAGAUGAAAAUGAUUCUAUACCGGAAGUUAUCGUACCAAAUGGUUGCGUUCCCAUAACAGAGUAUCACGAUCAUAAUGAAGUCAUAACAAAAAUUCGAGCGACAGAUGCAGAUGAUCAUAAUUUGCCAAACGGACGCACGGAAAUGAAAAUAACAAGAGGAAAUUCAGAAGGACUUUUUGAACUUCGACAAAUUGAUCCCUGGACAUCCCAUAUUCUUCCAAGAACAUCUCUUAAGAAUCGAUAUGGAAAUUAUACCUUGGACAUACAAGUCAGAGAUUUGGGAUUACCUACAAAUAUUGUUAGAAAAUCAAUUGAAAUAUGCAUAUCGGAUUUUAAUGAUCAUGCACCAAUAUUUUUGUCCCCUAUGCGUAAUACUACUUUGAGAAUUGCAGAGAACACAACAGUUGGAACUAUGAUAUUACAAGUUCAUGCCACCGAUGAUGAUAUCGGUCUAAAUGCUUUGGUCCGGUAUCGUCUGAAGCCCGAUCCAAUGGGCAGCUAUAAGACAUUCGAAAUAGACCCCAAUAGUGGAAUGAUUUAUUUAAGAAAUAGUCUUGAUAGAGAGAAACAAAAACUGUAUGAGAUUAGAAUUGAAGCUUUUGAUCAAGGUAUACCAACAUCACUGACAACAGAUCUGGAUCUUACCAUAUACGUGCGCAAUGUUAAUGAUUAUGAACCGCAGUUUUUGGUGGAACAAAUAGUUGUCAAUUUUACAGAGCACACGCAACCUGGAAGUCAAAGAGUUAAACUACCAGAUACUAUUGAUAAGGACGAAGUAGAUGAUUUAGAGGAUCCACCCAGCACAGUAUGUUACUUCAUAAUUCAAGGCAAUGAGGACGGAUUCUUUGCCUUAAAUCCCGAGUCUCACAUUUUAUUGGCAGAUAAAGAGCUAGAUCGCGAGGUGAAAGCUAAUCACACUCUUUACAUACGAGCAACUGAACAUUGUUCAGAAAGUCCUUCCAUUCGAAACAAUGGACAAAAAUUCUCAAGACGACAAAUGGAUAAUACACAUAUAAUGUCGAUGGGCAAUCGUAAGCACAUGAAUUACCCAAGUUCAGAUGCCACAUCGAAUGAAAACAAUCUUGGAGAUGAUGAACUUAUGUCCGAUAACACUGUCGUAAGGGUUCUGGUUCGUGUCUUAGAUAUCAACGACAAUCCCCCCCGAUUUAGAUCGAAAAUAUUUACUGGAGGAUUUACAACUUCAGCUGAUUUUGGAACUAAAUUUAUGAAAAUCGAAGCGUAUGAUCCAGAUGAAGGGAAAAAUGCUGCAAUAUCUUAUUACCAGGUUGGGGAGGUUAAACAAACGCUAUCGGAGGGAUUGGAGAACGUGGAAAAAUGUCCAUUUGUAGUUGGUCGUGAAACUGGUGAUAUUCAAUUAAACUUUGAUCCACAAAAGGGCAUGAAGGGUUACUUUGAUUUUAUGGUUGUGGCCAAUGAUACUGAUGGGUUGCAGGAUUCAGCACGUGUUUAUAUAUAUCUGCUGAGAGAAGACCAAAAAGUUCGAUUUGUUUUUAGACUGCAACCAUCCGAACUAAGGGAAAAAAUUCAUAAGUUCAAAGACACAAUAAGUAACGUCACGAAAGCCAUUGUAAAUAUUGACGAAUACAAAGUUCACGAAAAUAGAGACGGUUCCGUUGAUAAGACUAAAACUGAUCUAUAUAUGCACCUGGUAGACAGAGAAGAUAACUCAAUUUUUGAAGUGACUGAAGUUCUUCGUUUAAUUGAUCAACACGUUGAAAGUCUUGAUGGUCUUUUCAAAGAGUUCAAUGUUCUAGAUACCCAACCAGCUGAAGCUCAAUUGUUAAUUGCUGGCCAAGUAAAAGCACCCAUGUUUGUGUGGUUUGUAUUUUCGAACUUGUUCCUUGCAACUUUACUGGUGGUAACUUUAGCUCUAUGUGCAUCUCAGAGGAGUGGAUACAAACGUCAAUUACGAGCCGCUAAAGUAAAUAUAUUUCAUCGAUCUUCUAUGUUGAGUAUUCCCGAUGGACCAGAACCACAAUCUACAACUGUCCCAAACACUAAUAAACAUAGUGAGGAAGGGUCAAAUCCCAUCUGGUUAAAGGGCUAUGAAAAUGAGUGGUUUAAAAAUGAUGAUAACCAAAGUCAAGGAGGAAAUGAUUCAUUGGACGAUAAUUUUUUAUCAAUUGAUAGACAAAAUUCUUUUAAUCAGCAUUGUAAAAUAUUUGAACAAACUAAUGAUUUAAAUCGGCACUUUAAUGUCUAUCAACAAAUUGAUAAGCUGACAAAUAAUGCUCACAUUUUAGUUAAAAAAUUGGAAACUACUGAAUUAUAGACGAAUCAAGAACUAUAAAAAGUCAAGUAUGAUUAAAAUAUUUAUGUACCUGCAUAAGAAUUUUAUAAAAGUAUAGUUUAUUAUUUAAUUUAUUUCUGUAUUGAAAAAUUCUUUUGUACCAUAAAUAUCCGUAUAGUGUAAAAUUAUUUAUUUCAAAUAACAACAUUUUUAGAAUAGGAUUUUACUAUCUAA